Molecule: messenger RNA, 2389 nt
Organism: Nymphaea colorata (pocket water lily)
Lineage: Eukaryota; Viridiplantae; Streptophyta; Magnoliopsida; Nymphaeales; Nymphaeaceae
Product: cellulose synthase-like protein E6
Exons: 8
Coding region: 19-2223 (734 amino acids)
Biological process (GO): cellulose biosynthetic process; plant-type primary cell wall biogenesis
Cellular component (GO): plasma membrane; trans-Golgi network
Molecular function (GO): mannan synthase activity; cellulose synthase (UDP-forming) activity
Source: RefSeq, a predicted model, not a curated record
ACAGAGCAAGAGAGAGAGAUGGGGGAAAGGAGAGAGGAGAUUCCUCUGCACAGCAGCAGAAGAGGAAGAAGAAGAGGAAGAGGCAUGUACAGACUGUUGGCAGGCAUCAACCUUGCGGGGAUGGUGGCCGUCCUCUUCUACAGGGUAACCAACAUCCCCCAUGAGAGCCUGAGCCUAAGGCUUCUGUGGGCAGCCAUGACACUCUCGGAGCUGUGGUUUGUUCUAUAUUGGAUCAUGAAUCAGGCCGUCCGGUGGGAUCCCAUCUACCGAUCCACCUUCAAGGAUCGACUCUCGCUCCGGUUCGAAGAGGAGCUGCCAGGGGUGGACGCGUUCGUGUGCACUGCAGAUCCAUGGAAGGAGCCACCGUUGCUCGUCAUCGGCACAGUGCUGUCUCUUAUGGCGUACGACUACCCGCCGGAGAAGCUCAGCGUAUAUCUUUCUGACGACGGCGGCUCCGACUUGACGUUGUAUGCUCUCCUUGAAGCCUCUUUUUUCUCCAAGCACUGGCUGCCCUUCUGCCGGAAGUUUAAGAUCGAGCCCAGGUCGCCGGCCGCAUUCUUCUCCGCCGAAGCUGUUCCGCCCCUCACCUUUUCACAGGAGUUAUCGACCAUGAAGAGCUUGUACGAAGACAUGGCGAAUCGUAUUGAAAGUGCUGUCAGUCUAGGCAGAGUUCCACCAGAGAUUCGUGAAGAACACCAAAGACUUUUCUCUGACUGGAAUCCAACAACAAACUCACGAGAUCAUCCUUCCAUUCUCAAGAUACUAAUUGGUGGUGGAGACUCAAAGGCAGUAGACGUUGACCGGUGCCCAUUGCCGACUCUUGUGUACAUGGCCCGUGAGAAGAGGCCCACCUAUCCCCAUCAUUUCAAGGCUGGAGCUAUGAAUGCACUCUUAAGGGUAUCAUCAGAGAUCAGCAAUGCUCCCAUAAUACUCAAUGUGGACUGUGACAUGUAUUCCAAUGAUUCACAAUCCGUAAGAGAUGCAUUGUGCUUCUUCAUGGACGAAAGGACGGGAAGCCGAACUGCAUUUGUUCAAUUCCCUCAGAAGUUCAACGUCACCAAGAAUGAUCUUUAUGAUGCUUCUUUACUUUCCUACAAUGAGGUAAAUUCAUAUGGAUUUGAUGGAUUUGAGGGAAUGAUGUAUAUCGGGAGCGCAUGCUUCCAUAGGAGAGAUUGUCUCACCGGAAGAAAGUACAGUGAUGAUUUCAAAGGAGAUCUUAAUGGAAGGACAUGGAAGAAGUCUUUGGAGAGUGCUGAUGUAUUGGAAGAAAGAGGAAAAUUUCUUACUAGUUGUGCCAGUGAAGAGAACACUAUGUGGGGAACAGAGGUGGGAUUGAAAUAUGGUUGUCCUGUGGAGGAUGUCAUCACUGGGCUUGCAAUACAGUGCAGAGGGUGGAGAUCUGUUUAUUUCAAUCCGAAAAGGGCUGCUUUCAUAGGGGUCGCCCCGGCUACCUUGAAUGACACCUUAAUUCAAAGAGAAAGGUGGGCUGAAGGAAACUUUCAAAUUUUCCUCUCCAGAUACUGCACUUUUGUAUAUGGGAAGGGGAAGAUAAGCCUCGGCCUUCAGAUGUGCUACAGCAUCUAUGGCCUCUGGGCUCCCAGUUCCUUGCCAGCGUUGUGUUAUGCAAUUGCACCUUCACUUUGCCUCCUAAAUAACGUUUCUCUGUUUCCUAAGAUAUCUACUCUCUGGUCCAUACCUUUUGUAUAUGUCAUCAUAAGCACAUAUGGAUACAGUCUGGUGGAGUUUCUGUGCUUAGGAGGCACAUUUAAGUUCUGGUGGAACGGACAACGAAUGUGGAUGAUUAGAAGAGUAACAUCCUACUUCUUUGCAUUCCUUGACUCAAUGUUGAAGCUUAUAGGCAUGGGGCAGAUGAAAUUCACAAUAACAUCGAAGGUUGUGGAUGCGGAUGCAACAGCUCGAUAUGAGAACGAAAUCAUGGAGUUUGGAAUUGCAUCACCCAUGUUCAUAUUGCUCACAACAGUUUCAGUCCAUAAUUUAGUGUGCUUGGCAGCACUAGUUUUUAAAGUGGUUGUGAACGGAAUUGAAGUUCUGGAUCCCCUGUUUUUCCAAGCAACUUUGUGCGGAUCCAUGGUGCUACUCAGCCUCCCCAUAUAUGAAGCAGCAUUCAUCCGUAAGGACAAAGGGAAGAUACCAACAGCAGUUGCUUUUAUCGCGGUCAUUUUAACAUUGGCGAUAUCAUUCUUGGCAGUUCUUUAUGAGUGAACUCAGUGAGGUGAGCAGGCAGGUCAUUUUCAUGCUUCUUUCUCAUUUUCCUUUAAAGCGUGUAUGAUUUUGUGAUCCGUGUGUUUCAACUAGUUGGAGCCACACAUGAUCAUACUCAUGCUGAACCAAGGGUUGCGGCUUUGAAGCAAGUCUUAUAUGCUGGUCA